AUGGAUCUCCAGACAUUUCGAAUGGCAGGGACGUUUUCCUUUCAAUUCACCUUGCUCCAACGUCGACGUAUUAUAUCAACACAGGUGAUAAGCAUCUACAAGGAUUACAGUGGCCCUAGAGCGAACUUUGUCAUGACAGAAGACCAGGAUCUCUUAGCUAAAAUUGGACUGCUUGCUGGGCAAAUCAAUCAGCAUAAAAACCAGGCUACACCCCCAACCCAACCAUCACGAGGCGGACGUUAUACAUCUUACCCCUCAACUCACCCGCGACGUCACGCGGGAUGGGCUCCCUACCGUGGACGAGCCAGCCAUCCAAGUUCGAGACGCCAUGCAGCUCCUCAUCGAAAUCGAACGCUAGUUCUCAGCAACCUCUCUACGCCGGCAGAAAGUGCGAGCGGCACCCCAUCCUGUAAUGCAUCAACUGAUGAAAUGAAUGAAGCAAAACCUGUAUGCCAAAAUGGAUGGGUUGCUAAAAGGGACCGCCACAUGCAACUCAUAAACUCUGCAAUAUAUGAUAAAGAAGCUCAAGCCAGAACCAAGGCUAUCGAGGAGAGCCGCAAGCUCAAAGCCCAGAGGAUAGCACAGCGAGAGGAGGCCAAGGUCUUGAGAUAUGUACAGGGCGUUGGCGGAUACCGACCGGUCGCAACUCCGGUUGUUGGACAACGAGCAGCUUCCUACCGAAUCACUAUUCAAGAUGUUCCGUUCCAAGUAGUACAAGGCGGGAGCAAACUAAUUCGGUUACCUAAUGAACCGUCGGCGGCGAACGUUACUCCCAAGAAGGUGAACAUUGGUGGUGUAAACUUCGUUCCUGCUUCAAAGGGCCAAAUUGCCCCUAUAUCCACGAUCCUGAUAAAGUUGCCAUCUGCAAAGAGUUCCUUCAGACAGGCAAAUGUGCAGCUGGCUCGGCGUGUGACCUUUCUCACGAACCAAGCGCGGAAAGGUCCCCUUCAUGUUUGCAUUUCCUUCGUGGGCGCUGCUCCAAUCCAUCAUGCCGAUAUGCACAUGUUCGAGUUAACCCUGCUCCCUCACGUGGACCGCGCAGGUCAAAUCCGCAAGAUUGCAGCUAAUAAGGCAGAAACUACUGAUGAUAGAGACAGCGCCGACGACGAUGAUAUUUUAAGCGAUGAAGAGGCUUACGAUGAAAUUGAUUCAGAUGAUGUUGACUCCGACGAUUCUGACGAUGACCCCAUCAUAAUCACAGAAGGUGUCGAUACAGGCGAAAUUUCACAGCAACAAGAUUUUGUCCGUUUUACGUCCUGA
Molecule: messenger RNA, 1260 nt
Organism: Histoplasma mississippiense
Lineage: Eukaryota; Fungi; Ascomycota; Eurotiomycetes; Onygenales; Ajellomycetaceae
Exons: 5
Coding region: 1-1260 (419 amino acids)
Source: RefSeq, a predicted model, not a curated record